AUGGCCAUGUUCUUGGAUGACACAGCCUUAACUCAAAAGCUCAUGCAGGCAGGCACUGGAGCCACCCUGCUCAUCCAUGAAGCCACUACAACUCACAAUCAAGUUGACAUGACAUGUGCCAAGAUGCACAGCACCUUUGGGCAGGCAAUUAAUGGAGCCAAUGGAGCGGUACUAGCACCCCCUAUGAGCCUCCUGGACAUUGGCUGUUUGGAAACCCUCUACCAAGAGUCAAGCGAGCAUGAAACACAGUACAGCCAAUCUCAGCAGUUUGCUGAAUGGAUCAAUACCUAUGGGCCCAUCAUCUCUCUUCGGGUUGGGCCUGGCAGGGUCAUGGUCAUCAUUGGCAGAUAUUAG
Molecule: messenger RNA, 354 nt
Organism: Suillus subaureus
Lineage: Eukaryota; Fungi; Basidiomycota; Agaricomycetes; Boletales; Suillaceae
Exons: 4
Coding region: 1-354 (117 amino acids)
Source: RefSeq, a predicted model, not a curated record